CCAGCACAGCCCUUCUCGUAAGAGAAACCCUAGAGCGCUCUAUUAGCUCUCCUCAUUUCCAGAUCGUCGAGCUGAAAACCACCGCAUUGGCGCGGCCGGGCAACAGAAGCAGCAAUGGUGCACGUCUCUUUUUACCGCAACUAUGGAAAGACAUUUAAGAAGCCUCGUCGUCCCUAUGAGAAGGAGCGGCUGGAUGCUGAGUUGAGGCUUGUUGGAGAGUAUGGGCUUAGAUGCAAGAGGGAGCUUUGGAGGGUUCAGUAUGCUUUGAGUCGCAUCAGAAAUGCAGCAAGAAAUCUUUUGACUCUGGAUGAGAAAGACCCACGUCGUGUCUUUGAGGGCGAAGCCCUUCUGAGGAGGAUGAACAGGUAUGGGCUGCUGGAUGAGAGCCAGAAUAAGCUCGAUUAUGUCUUGGCUCUUACUGUUGAGAACUUCCUUGAGCGCCGUCUUCAAACACUUGUGUUUAAGACUGGUAUGGCAAAGUCAAUCCACCAUGCCAGAGUACUCAUUAGGCAGAGGCAUAUCAGGGUUGGGAGGCAGGUUGUGAAUGUGCCUUCCUUUAUGGUCAGAGUGGACUCUCAGAAGCACAUUGAUUUCUCACUCACAAGUCCUUUUGGUGGUGGACGUGCUGGUAGAGUAAAGAGAAAGAACCAGAAGGCAGCUGCAAAGAAGGCUGCUGGUGGCGAUGGAGAUGAAGAGGAUGAAGAAUGAGGUGUCCGUUUAUAAUGUAAUGGGUGAUAUAGUACUGGAGAGAAUCAGAACUUUACUUUUGCUCCUGUAAUACUGUCUCCUAAAUUUUUUGUGAUUGCUGUUAAAACCUUAAGGUUUAGGAGGUUUUGGAAUCUUUGGAUGCUUGCUGCCUUUUUUUGGCUUAAAUUAUUAUGCAACUUUUAUCAUUAUUGCUCGAGGUUUA
Messenger RNA from Coffea eugenioides, 910 nucleotides. Its product is annotated as 40S ribosomal protein S9-2. The record is from RefSeq and is a predicted model, not a curated record. The coding region runs from base 115 to 708 and encodes 197 amino acids. Gene Ontology annotation, biological process: positive regulation of translational fidelity; translation. The transcript is spliced from 3 exons. Gene Ontology annotation, cellular component: cytosolic small ribosomal subunit. NCBI's taxonomy places the organism in Eukaryota, Viridiplantae, Streptophyta, Magnoliopsida, Gentianales, Rubiaceae. Gene Ontology annotation, molecular function: rRNA binding; structural constituent of ribosome.